Molecule: messenger RNA, 1247 nt
Organism: Oxyura jamaicensis (ruddy duck)
Lineage: Eukaryota; Metazoa; Chordata; Aves; Anseriformes; Anatidae
Product: rhodopsin kinase GRK1-like
Exons: 5
Biological process (GO): signal transduction; regulation of signal transduction; protein phosphorylation
Cellular component (GO): cytoplasm
Molecular function (GO): G protein-coupled receptor kinase activity; ATP binding
Source: RefSeq, a predicted model, not a curated record
AUCUGGGGGCGGGGCUAAUCCGGGGGCGGUCUUAAUCCAGAGGCUGGGUUAAUCCGGGGGGGCGGGAUUAACCCCGGCCUGGCAGCCGCCCUCAGCCCCUCCCCCUCCUCCCGCAGCCAUGGACAUCGGCGGCCUGGAGACGGUGGUGGCCAACUCGGCCUACGUGUCGGCCCGCGGCGGCGCCUCGGGGGCCUCGAGCCGGGACCGUCGGCACCGCGCCCGCCUCCGCCUGCCCCACAUCUCCCAGUGCGAGGCCCUGCGCCAACGCCUGGCCGGUAACGGCGGCCAAGAUGGCGGCGCCCGCGGGGCCGCCCCCGGGCAAGAUGGCGGCGCCCGGGAGGGGGCGGAGGAGACGUCCUUCCGGUGGCAGUGCCUGGAGCAGCCAAUCGGGAAGCUGCUCUUCCGGCAGUUCCUGGAGGCCACGCCGGGAUUGGCCGCCGCCGGGGCGCUGUGGGCGGAGCUCGAGGCCUUCGAGUGCUGCGAGGAGUUGGAGCGCGGCGGCGCGGCCAAGGCCCUGCGGGGGCGCUUCCUCACGCCGGGAGGGGCCGAGCACUGCGGCUUCCUCAGCGCCGCCGCCAUGGCGCCGCCCGCAGGCCCCAGCACCCCGGAGGACUUUGGGCUGGUGCGAAAGGAGCUGCUGGCGCACCUGGAGGCGACGGCGUGGGCGCCGUACCGCGCCUCACCGUACUUUGGGCGCUUCACCCAGUUCAAGUGGCUGGAGGGGCAGCCGGUGGAUGCCGAGGCCUUCGCUGACUUCCGCGUGCUGGGCAAAGGCGGCUUUGGCGAGGUCUGCGCCUGCCAGCGCCGCGCCACCGGCAAGAUGUACGCCAACAAGCGCCUCAACAAGAAGCGGCUCAAGAAACGCCACGGCUAUGAGGCGGCGAUGGUGGAGAAGCGCAUCCUGGCGCGGGUGCACAGCCGCUUCAUCGUCUCGCUGGCCUGCGCCUUCCAGACCAAGACCGACCUCUGCCUCGUCAUGACGCUCAUGAACGGCGGCGACCUGCGGUACCACGUGUACAACGUGGACGAGGACAACCCCGGGUUCCCCGAGCCGCGGGCCGUGUUUUACACCGCCCAGAUCCUGCUGGGGCUGGAGCACCUGCACCAGCACCGCAUCGUCUACCGUGACCUCAAGCCCGAGAACGUCCUCCUCGAUGACGCCGGCCACGUCCGUCUGUCCGACAUGGGGCUGGCCGUGGAGCUCCGCGAGGGGCAGAGCAAGACCCGCGGCUACGCCGGGACCCCGG